AUGUCCUCUUUAGAAAACAAAGUGAUCGCUGUUACCGGCGCCGCAUCUGGCAUUGGCCGUGCAACGGCUCAAAUGCUCGCAUCUCGGGGGGCUAUUCUAUCCUUAGCCGAUACAGACGAGGAAGGCCUUGUUGAAGCGCUCAAGACGUUUGAAGGCAACGGACACAUUUACACGAUUCUGGACGUUCGAAAAAGUGACCAAGUCAAUGCAUGGAUUGAGAAGACUGUCCAACAGCUUGGAAAGCUUGAUGGAGCCGCGAACAUCGCCGGCAUAAUCAGCUUUGAGACACCGCUGUCCCAGGAAACGGACGAAAGCUGGCAGCGGAUUCUCGAUGUUAACCUGAGCGGCACAUUCUACAGCCUUCGGGCCCAGCUUCGAAAUAUGAAUUCUGGAGGUUCUAUUGUAUUGACAUCCAGCGUCAGCGGCCAUAUUGGCUGUCCCGGACUCGGCUCCUAUACGGCCAGUAAGCAUGCUGUCAUCGGGCUUGCAAGAUGCGCAGCAAAAGAGAACCCUAAUAUCCGAGUGAACUGUGUUGCGCCAGGUGUCAUUAAAACCCCGUUUACUGUUGGAGAAGAUACACCCCCGGAGCAAAUCGAAGACGAGAUCAAACAACAGGUCAUAAAACGCAUGGCAGAGCCUUCAGAAGUCGCUAGUGUUAUUUGCUUUUUGCUCAGCAAAGAAGCUAGUUUUGUAACCGGGGCUGUAUAUAACACUGAUGGAGGCUGGUUAUGCUAA
Molecule: messenger RNA, 735 nt
Organism: Clonostachys byssicola
Lineage: Eukaryota; Fungi; Ascomycota; Sordariomycetes; Hypocreales; Bionectriaceae
Source: the annotation of a GenBank genome assembly